Messenger RNA from Camelina sativa (false flax), 762 nucleotides. RefSeq names its product large ribosomal subunit protein eL20z. Lineage: Eukaryota; Viridiplantae; Streptophyta; Magnoliopsida; Brassicales; Brassicaceae. The record is from RefSeq and is a predicted model, not a curated record.
AAGAAGAAGAGGGAAUAAUAUCUUUGGUUCUUUCACCUCUUCACACAGAUCCAAAUCAGAGAAAAUAUCUGUUUUUGUUUAUUGAUCUGUGGAGAGAGAGAGAGAGAGAGAGAUGACGAGCGCCGCCGUGGAAGACGAUAAGAACAGAUCAGUCGUGACGGAUCAUCAACACCACCACCAACAGCCUCCUCCUCCGUAUCAAGGGGUCUCUAACUAUCCUCCUCCGCCGCAGCAGCAGCCUCCUGCCGCUGGUUUUCCUCAGCCGGCUCAGCCCUACGUACAAGGUUAUGCUGUUAAUGGAGGCAUGACAACAGCUCAACACGAUCGCCUUCCUUGUUGUGGUAUAGGCGUUGGCUGGGUGCUAUUCAUCCUUGGUUUCUUCUUCGGCACGAUCCCUUGGUACAUCGGGUUCUUCCUUCUAUUGUUCUCUAGAAACAUUCGUGAGAGACCAGGAUAUAUAGCUUGCGCAAUUGGAUCUGUUGUUGCUACCAUUAUCAUCGUCAUUGGAGCCGUAAGAGGAUCAGGGGUCUGGUCCUGAAGUGAAGAUUGUCAACACUCUGAAUCCAGUGUAGACCGGUUAGGCCGUUAAGAUAUUAUUAUCACAGAAGAAGAUUGUAAAUGUGUUUUUUUCUUACUUCAAGAGCACAAUGUCUAUUGUCUCAAGAUUGUAUAUGUUACCUAAAAAAGUGUUCUUCUCAAAACAUACUCUUCUCAAAAAUACAACUAAUGUGUGAAUUAUAUAUAAAGAUAAGCAUUUGUUUA